AUGUUUCGUCGUGGUCUUUUAGCUCGCGGCAUCGUCGAGAAGUUCACGAAGGAGAAUUUCACGAUUUCGCGCCUUAGUAAUGGCCUACGCGUGGUGUCGGUUGACGACGGCGGCGGCAUCACCGGCAUGGGGCUCUUCAUGCUCAACGGAUCGAAGUUUGAGGACCCCUCCAACGUCGGCGCGGCGGCCGUUUUCGAGUCGAUGCCUCUCUGCAGCAACCAACUCCUUAGCGGGAAGGAAGUGAGCGAGGCGCUCGGGAUGUUCGGCAAUGCCUUCCGGGUUACGAACAACAAGGAGGCGAUGUGCGUCAUGCUCAUGCUUCCGCGUUACCACCAAAAAGAUGGGUUGGAGCUGCUCAAUGCGAUUUGUUUGCACCCCACCCAGAACCCCACUGAGUUCGAGGAGGCAAAGGCGAAGACGUUGCAGCGCGCGACCCUGAUGGAGCGGGAUGCCUCCGGGAUGUGCUUUGAGCUCGUCCAUGAGGCCGGGUGGGAUGGGAAGGGCCUUGGCAACCCCACCAACCCCCCGCCAGAGGCCCUGGAGCGGCUUACGUUGGCGUCCUUCACGUCUUUUUACCGCCGUUGCACCCGCCCGGAUCGCGCGGUGCUCGCCGCCACGGGGGUUUCCGAUCACGAGGCCUUCGCCCUCCUUGCCGAGCGCGUGUUGCAGUUCGACUACGACGACGCGCCGUUCGACUUUCCCGUCUACCCUUACACCGGGGGGGUUCGUCUGGUGCAGCAGACGGAGGCCCCGGAGAGUAUGCUCAAGUUCCGCGAGAAAAACCUCAGCCACAUGGCGCUUUUCUUCCAAGGGAUCCCAAUGUCGCAUCCGGAUUACUACACCGUCUCCGUCAUCCAGACCCUCCUCGGCGGCGGCACGUCCUUCAGCUCCGGCGGGCCGGGCAAAGGCAUGCACACGAAGCUCUUCCGCGAGGUUCUUAACCGGGAAGGCGGGAUCAACGGGAUGGAAUGCAUCACGGCGUGGUAUAGCGAUGGCGGGUUGGUCGGGCUCUACGGGACCGCCCCGCACGAGAACGCGCAGCGGCUGUUAAAGCUGAUGAUCUUUCAAGCCGCCACCAUCCCGCAGCGGGUGAGCGAGGAGUACCUCGAGAUGGCGAAAAACCAGCUGAGUUCGCAGCUCAUCCUGCUCGGCGAGAGUCGCGAGCAGCUGCUGAGUGAUAUGGGGUUUAACUUCCUGGUGCAGAAUCAUGUAAUCACGACUCAGGAGACGAUGCGCGGGAGCGCGAGCGUCACUUUGGAGAGCCUGGAGGAGGUGUGUGCAAAGAUGAUUCAGAAGCCCGUUACCUUUGCGGUAUACGGUGAGACCAAGGGCAUGCCCACGCAGGAAAAAUUAGAAGCCGCUAUCCGAAAGACUUACGCCUAUGCAAAGGAAAGAGGCGACAACAACUAA
Molecule: messenger RNA, 1410 nt
Organism: Phytomonas sp. EM1
Lineage: Eukaryota; Euglenozoa; Kinetoplastea; Trypanosomatida; Trypanosomatidae
Source: the annotation of a GenBank genome assembly